AUGAAUGCUAUUCGUUCCUGUUGGCCUCAAUCAAACGUUCAUGCUUGCUUCUUUCACCUGACACAAAACAUUUAUCGACAAGUUCAACAAGCAGGUUUUACAACUAAAUAUGGGAACGAUGAAGAAUAUGCACACUCUGUCCGCAUGCUUCCGGCAUUAGCUUUUUUGGAAACCAAUGAUAUUUGUUCAACAUUUGAAGAUAUUGGUGGUCUACAAAUUCCAGAUCUCGAUCCACUUUACAAUUAUUUCGAAGAUAAUUACAUAGAUAAUCCUACAAAUGAUAAUACACAGAAAAUAAAAGCGAUUGCUCAUACAUUCAUCUUAUAA
Rotaria sp. Silwood2 is the source of this 327-nucleotide messenger RNA. NCBI's taxonomy places the organism in Eukaryota, Metazoa, Rotifera, Eurotatoria, Philodinida, Philodinidae. The record is from the annotation of a GenBank genome assembly.